AUGACCAAGGUUGAGCAGUGCGGCACUGGGUGUUUGAUUCGAUAUUCAGUAAGCGUGCCGCCCUCGGCUUUUAAGCAUCCUUCAGAGUGCGUCGCGGCCGCCCCUCUCCGUGCGCCAACAUGCAUUGUGUCUGACCCAGCGCCAGAUGUCUUUACGAAACACGGAAUAGAUAAACCCAUCCCUGUCGAGCAGCUCGUGAAAUGCCGGAUGCAGGAUAACCUUGAAUUCCUCCAGUGGACCAAGAAGUUCUGGGAUCAGCACUACCCGGGAGGGGAAUACGAUGCCGUUGGCCGCCGGAAGGCCUCCGGUGCUCCUCCUGCCUCCAACGCCGCACCCCCGCGUGUCGCGACCUCUUCGACGGGGGCACGGCGUGGUGGAACGACUCCUACUACUACUGGGGCGGCGGCGCGGCCUCGAGUCGCCGCCGGGGGUGCCAGCAACGCCAACGUGGCCGCGCUGCAGCAGGAGAUUGCAGCACAGAAGGAAGCCAUUGCCGGGUUAGAAAAGGAGCGAGACUUCUACUUUGCCAAGCUGAGGGACAUUGAACUGUUGCUGCAGAGUGCCGUGGAGGCCGAUCCGGAACUGGAAAAGGAUGAGGAUUCGUUGGUGAAGCACAUCCAGAACAUCCUGUACUCGACUGAGGUAAGCCCCAGCCAGGUCGAGCCGGUCAAGCAGAGGCUAAGUCGUCCACAGGAAGGAUUCGAGAUUCCACCGGAAGCUGAAGCCGAAGCCGGCGCUGACGAGUUGGAGACCUUUUAA
Rasamsonia emersonii CBS 393.64 is the source of this 759-nucleotide messenger RNA. RefSeq names its product Microtubule associated protein. Bases 1 to 759 code for a protein of 252 amino acids. Gene Ontology annotation, biological process: protein localization to microtubule plus-end; spindle assembly; regulation of microtubule polymerization or depolymerization. Gene Ontology annotation, molecular function: microtubule plus-end binding. Lineage: Eukaryota; Fungi; Ascomycota; Eurotiomycetes; Eurotiales; Trichocomaceae. The transcript is spliced from 3 exons. Gene Ontology annotation, cellular component: cytoplasmic microtubule; microtubule plus-end; spindle midzone. The record is from RefSeq and is a predicted model, not a curated record.